AUGUUCUUCAUCUCAGAGAAGGGAUUCCCGAGCAACAUCCAGGAUUGCCUGUUCAUGUACGGCCGGGGAUCCUCGCCAGUGGUUCUUUGUGUCGCGGGCAACAUCAUCCAGAACUCAGAACAGAGGUCGAACCCGCUGCUGAGCUCCGGAGCCAAUGCUGCCCGGCAGCUCUUCUGGGAGCCCAACAAGGUUAAGGCCGCCGUGGUCACUUGCGGUGGGCUUUGCCCCGGUCUGAACUCCAUCAUUCGCGGCGUGACGAAGUGCCUGUGGAAUGAGUACGGGGUUCGCGAGAUUCUGGGGAUCACCGCCGGCUACAAUGGCCUCAGUGAUCCGGAGACCCAUCCUCCCGUGAAGCUCACGGAGGAGAUGGUUCGCGACAUCCACAUGAAGGGCGGAAGCAUCAUCAAAGCCGCAAGGGGUGGUUUCGACGCCGAGAAGAUCUGUGACAACUUGCAGCGGCUCGGCAUCACCGUCCUCUUCUUGGUGGGCGGUGAUGGUACCCAGUUUGCAGGGAACUUGCUAUACGAGGCAGCUCGAAAGCGAAGGCUUGCAGUGAGCAUUGUGGGCAUUCCGAAGUCGAUCGACAACGAUGUGCUGCUCUUUGACCGGACCUUCGGAUUCGACACCGCGGUUGCCAAGGCAUCAGAAGUGAUCCGGAAUGCCUUGGUGGAAGCCAGCAGCUGCGACCGAGGUGUGGGGAUUGUCAAGCUCAUGGGUCGAGAUUCUGGCUUCGUCGCCAUGCACGCAGCCACUGCCGCAGAUGUCGUGGACCUUUGCAUGAUCCCGGAGGUGAAGGUGGAUAUGAAAGAUGUCAUCGAGCAUGUCGAUGCGACUCUGGCCAAGAAGAAGUACAUGGUGAUUGCAGUCGCAGAGGGUGCCGGGCAAGAGCUUGUAUCCACUGGGAAGCAAGACGACACUGGGCACACGGUCUAUGGCGACAUCGGUGUAUUCCUGAAGGACACCCUCAACAAGCAUUUGAAAGCUUCUGGGGGCCGCACCUUCUACAUUGACCCCUCGUACAUAAUUCGAUCAGUGCCCAUCACUCCGAACGAUCACAUCUACUGCGUUCGCUUGGCCAACGACGCGGUGCACACGGCCAUGCGAGGAUACACCGGGGUUUGUGUCGGAGCGAUGCACAACGUGGUGUGCAUGCUUCCUGCGAGGCUCAUCGCAGGCGGCAAGAAGAAGGUCCGACCGUACAGCAGCUCCUGGCAGGGUUGCGUCCAGACGUGCAAUAUGCCGGCUGCACUCUCGGGGCUCGGCGUUUGA
Messenger RNA from Symbiodinium sp. CCMP2456, 1269 nucleotides. The record is from the annotation of a GenBank genome assembly. NCBI's taxonomy places the organism in Eukaryota, Dinophyceae, Suessiales, Symbiodiniaceae.